AUGAACUUGGACGACAUCUUAGAGGACGUCGGCAGCUUUGGAACUUUUCAGAUCGUCAUUGUCGUCCUGCUCGUUAGCCCGCAAAUCGUGCUCCCGUGUCACUUCCUGCUUAAUAACUUCAUUGCGGCGGUUCCCCCUCACCGCUGCGACAUCAGCCAACUGGACCACGGGGCUCUCUGGAGGAACUUGAGUGAGGCCCAGCGGGUGGCCGUCAGCGUUCCUCUGAAUGACGAUGGUGAGCCGCAAGCCUGCAGAAUGUUUGCCACACCUCAAUUCCAAAUGUUGGAAAACAUUUCUGAUGCCAACAAACUUCCCACUACCGCCUGUCAGCACGGAUGGACUUACCUGAACCACACCUUCUCCUUCUCGCUGGCCACCGAAUGGGAUCUGGUGUGCGACUGGAAACAUCUCCCCAAGAUGACCAGCACCAUCUUCUUCAUGGGGGUCAUGAUGGGCGCCGUGGUCUUCGGCGUGUUGUCUGACAAUUACGGGAGGAAACGCUGCCUCUUGGCGUCGUACAUCAUCGCCAUGACGUUUGGCUUCUGCAGCGCCUUCGCAAAGUCGUACGUGAUGUUUGCUGCUCUCAGGUUCCUGUCUGGGGUCGGACUGACGGGGAUCAGCAUCGUCUCCUUCACCCUCAACAUGGAGUGGGUGGACGCGGCCCACAGGUCGUUAGUCUGCGUGCUCGCUAGUCUGAUGUGGUCCUUGGGCAACAUGCUGCUUGGCGCCUCGGCCUACCUGGUCCAGGACUGGCGGGCUCUGGUCAUGACGGUGACGUCACCCCUGAUCCUCGCUACCCUCACGUGGUGGUGGGUUCCGGAAUCUUCCCGCUGGCUUUUGGCGAACGGGCGAGUGGAGGAGGCGGAGUUGUACCUGGACAAAUGUGCAGCCAUGAACGGGAGAGGGAAGUUCUCCUCCAAACUCAAACUGCAGGUGAAGUCCAGCAAGGAUCAAAAGUAUACGUACCUUCACCUGGUGAAGACACCAAAGCUAAGGCGGCUAACGCUAGUCAUGGGACUGGUGUGGUACGGCGUGGCGGUGACUUACUAUGGGAUCAGUUUGAAUAUCGUUGGCUUCGGCGUGAACAUUUAUUUAACUCACUUCAUCUUCGCCGCCAUCGAAGUUCCUGCCAAGCUGCUGAUUUAUGUUUUGAUUAACAAGAUUGGCCGCAGGAAGUGUCUCUCUGGAACGCUCAUACUGACAGGAAGUUGCAUCGCCAUCAACAUAAUUCUGCCCAAAGAUUUGUGGCAUUUGCGUUCUGCUGUGGCCAUCAUAGGUAAAGGAUUAUCUGAAGCGUCCUUCACCACAAUCUACCUGUACACCACAGAACUGUACCCUACUGUACUCAGACAGAACGGUUUAGGCUUCACCAGUUUCACGAGUCGAGUGGGCGUGUCGGUGGCGCCGCUCAUCCUGCUGAUGGAGGAGGCGUGGCUUCUCCUUCCUCAGGUGGUCCUGGGCGUGGGCGCCAUCGUGUUCGGCCUGGUGGCCAUGUUGCUGCCCGAGACGCUCGGCGCCAGGCUGCCCGAGACCAUCGACGACGUGGAGAAGCGCGGAAGCCCCGCCCCCACGGAGCCCUCAGAAGACGACAAAGUUCCAUGUCCUCAAGUUGUCACGUGGGCCUCGUCAACAACCUUUCAAGGUGAGACGGACGGUCACAUGACCCACCUGUGCGGCGUUUGUAGUGACGGCGUGGAGGACGCCGACAACUGUUGUCACUCGUAA
Molecule: messenger RNA, 1725 nt
Organism: Entelurus aequoreus (snake pipefish)
Lineage: Eukaryota; Metazoa; Chordata; Actinopteri; Syngnathiformes; Syngnathidae
Product: solute carrier family 22 member 7-like
Exons: 11
Coding region: 1-1725 (574 amino acids)
Biological process (GO): transmembrane transport
Cellular component (GO): membrane
Molecular function (GO): transmembrane transporter activity
Source: RefSeq, a predicted model, not a curated record